Messenger RNA from Odontomachus brunneus, 2002 nucleotides. RefSeq lists its product as uncharacterized. Lineage: Eukaryota; Metazoa; Arthropoda; Insecta; Hymenoptera; Formicidae. The record is from RefSeq and is a predicted model, not a curated record. The transcript is spliced from 2 exons. Bases 918 to 1340 code for a protein of 140 amino acids.
CUUCGUAAGUAGGUGCGCACUAUUCUUAUCGCGGCAAUAUUGCGUCAUUAUAUCGGAUCGGAUAUUAACCCUUGCGAGGAAAACAUAUUGAUUGAUAGACAUCUGUUGGGGCUUAUCAUAUAUAUGUCUAUCUGAUAUCUAUAAUUAUAAGAAAAAAAAAAGAAACCAAUUUGUCAUCGAUAGGAAAUUAUACGGUACAAAGAUCCGGACACACAGAUACGCGUGAUCCAUAUAGCGUGGAUUUUUUGCAAAGCUAUAGUUAAAUGGCACGCUCGACUGCACGUAUGACAAAUAACCAGCAGACGGAUAAUCACGGGUGACAGCGAUAAGCGAUGCGAGAAGAUCAGAGCGGUAAGACUACACCGCGGCAAGUGUCAAAUCCAGGCCUUUCACGAUCAAUUCCAGAAUUCGACGCUCUCCUAGGCGCCCCGAAAGCCAUAACGGUCGACCGUGUUGUCCCGACGAGAGCGGAAGGUGGAGGACCUCUUCCGCGGAAACGGGCCCAAAAUUAAGGCCCGCGGCCCAGGCGGGAGGUCAACGGCAGAUAUCUCUCGUCAAAAUUCUAAUAAUAGCUCAACGCCCGCGUUCCCUAGUCAAUACUUCAGACAUCCACCACCACGACCAAUCACUACUACUACUACCACUAUCGCCGCUGCCGUCGUAGUCGUCGGAACAACACGUUCGAGCCAGCGCGGCGCACACGUACGUGCAUGUGCACGCGCAAGAAGCCGACGCUGCCGAGGAGGAACAGGCCGUAGGUGCAAAGGGAAAGAUAAACGGCGAUCGCCUCACCUUUCACGAGCCUUUUCGGAAAGAUCCUCGGCGUGUGAGGAGCCUCACAGGACGACGUUGUCGCGCGUUAAUCGAACUUUCGGCAAAGGCUGCGCCGCAAGCAACAUCGUCUUCACCACGCCACGAUGAUGCGUACUAACAUUCUCUGCACCGAGCCGCGGUACCGACCAGCCGCGCACACGCCGUACGGACAUUAUGCCGCAAAGAUCACCAACUAUGGAAGUGGUGGGAACAGGACUAUCGGCCAACGAGCCACGCGUGAGAGCGGUGUGAACGAGCGGCGUGGCGCUAUCUGGAGCAACGCGGGAAUACUCGAUUACAAUGUCUUGGCUAUUUCUGGAGAAAGCGAUCGUCGAAAUCUAAGUCGCGAAUUCUUCUGUAUCGCGCGAGGAAACGUUCGGGGAUUUAGCGCUGCAACGCGACCAGAGCUCGAUCGCACGGCCAAAUCCGCGUUCCUUAUGCGCGCCAAAGGAAUACUCCCCGCAUGGCGGGAAGCGAAACUUAUUUUUGUUUCAAGGUACUCCUGGAGAUACGGAGUUUAUUUAUAGGGAUACAUUCUUCGGUCCGCGACUGUCAGACACGAAAACAGAGAGGCGAGCGUGAGGAAGGAUGAAAGGCGGAGACGCGAUAAGAGAAGGAUGGGGGACGCGGUCGGCCUGCCGCGGCUGCUGUUUUAAUUAAUCUCGCACAGUCGCACUAAUUAACAUCGCCGCAAACAAACGUGAGAAGUAUCGUCGUGAAAGUGCACGCCGUUCUCGCCGUGCAACCCUCGUACGAUUUUCUGAAUUGCACUCACAAUAUAAGGUGAAAAUACAUAUAAUAGCAAAAUGAAAGAUUUGAUAAUUCGUAGAAAAGUAUACCUUUUGUCGAGGGAGAAGAUUCUGUGUCGAAUUGUGGAGACUUGCGGUGAUUUCUUUCAGCACCACUCUCUUGCCUUCGCGAGCAGUUCCACCGGCGCUCCUCGGGCUUGACAUUUUGUUGACAAUUAAUUGGAUCUUUUCGAUGAAAUGCCGGAAAUUCGUCUGUCUCGGUUUCCUAACGGAAAAUACCGUAGAUAAUGUCGUUUCUUUUCUUGAUAAGAAAUCGAUUCUAUAAAGAUGAUUUGACAAAAAUCAGACGUAAUGUCUAAAUAUUUCGUUUUGUUGUUAAACUGAUUACUGAUAUCUGCUUCAAAAUGUGUAUUUUUAAUAAAAAGAGCUGACGCUGUUGA